UUCGCUUUUGCUCUACACUAUACUCUACGACUACAUUUACCGGAAACCUCACACAGGUCUUUCUGUAGUAUUACGCCAAUCGUUUACACCCAGGCGAGUGACAGGACAACCGCCACGCCCGUCCCCCGGGCCUCUACCAUAGCACUUGGAGGUGUUCACGGGUUUCUCGUGACUCCAAUCCAGCACCAAAAAUGGGUGUUUUUUCAAACCCAUUGCGGUCUCGCGAGAACCGCACGGGCAGAUUACCAAAAUACGAGCAACUCAGUCCUCUGCGCACCAAGGAGCGCCUCUCGAACGAUGACGACGACUACUACUCGUCCGACGACGAAUCGGAAGACUACUCGACAUCCUCCUCGCCGAGUGCGAAGAGCUCACGGCAGACUUCAGGAUCGCUCUCGAGCGCGGCCAUGAUGCUUCCGAAGCGGGCUCUCGCGACAGCCCGCCGCCCGCGUACCCACCUUUACCGUUUCCCAAACCGAAUCAUCCGAUACCUGUGCUUAGGACUGCUUACGUUUAUGGUGGUCAUGAUCAUGUCUCUGGUACGCGCAAGUCACGUUGAGAACAAGAUGAUCAUCGAGGGCAAGGUAGAGAAGAAGCCAGAUCCUCCGCCGGUAUGGGAGUCCUUUGGCUUCAUUCAAAGGUACUACGGAGGUGUUCGAUCUAUAGUCGCCCCUUCCAAGUACAUUCCCUCGUACCCACGCUCCUCAGACGAACUUCCCUUGGACCAGCUCGACAUCAACACCACCGUCACCACGACGAGCGAGGAUGGCAAGGACGACGCCGUCAGACGCGCUGUGCCCAAGAGCAAGGAGUUCAUCGAUCACCCUGGCUCCAUUUUCGUGACAAAGCCUGAGAAGAUGAAUGAAUGUUUUAUCGACAAGGACAACAAAGUUCGCGUCCCGCCCAUUCGAUACCUCGAAGGCCGCCCUCAAGGAUUCCCCCAGCACGUUGAAGGCUCUUACGAUCUACUCAACUUGCCUGAAGAUAUCUGCUACGAACGAUUCGGACGCUACGCGCCCUACGGUUUUGGAUACUCCGUCCCCGCUGGAGGUCUCGGAAUUGGCGAGCACGGCGAGAAGGAAGGUUCCGAUGCUGUGUGGGAGAAGACCCCUCAGGUGGACUGGCGCCAAGUCGAUUGGGCAGAUGCUCAGCGCCGGUGCUACCAGUCGAACAACGAGAGAUUUAAACCAAUGCCCCCCAAGACCCCCGCCGCGCGUGGUUUCUUCGUCGACGAACCUGCCCAAAAUGCCACCUUGGUGACGCGCGACCCUCUCGACAACUUGGAGCCCGGCACCAAAGCCACCGAUUCAGAUACGAAAGCCGAACAAGAGCAAAAGCCCAAGGAGAAGAUGUCCCGUACAGCUGUAGUGAUUCGUGUUUGGGAUGAGUACAACUGGCGCGAGGAGGACAUUAUGAACGUUCGCUCAGUCAUUUCCGAAUUGGCAUUGGCUUCAGGCGGACGCUAUGACGUCCAUCUCCUCGUUCAGAUCAAGAACGAUGCAGCACACCCCGUCUGGGCCGAUCACGAAGUUUACGAGCGCCGUAUCAAGGAGCGCAUUCCCGAGGAGUUCAGAGGCCUGGUGACGCUGUGGACAGAGACGCAGAUGUUGUCUCUGUACCAGGGCAUCUUCGAUCUCUACACUCGUGGACCUGACUUGCCAGUUCACGGAGUCUACCGCGGUCUCACUAUGGCUAUGCAAUACUUCGGCUACCAGCACCCCGAGUACGACUUCUACUGGUCCUGGGAAAUGGACAUCCGCUACACUGGCCACUACUACGACCUCUUCUCCAAGAUGGAGAACUGGGGCAAGGAGCAACCACGAAAGGGAAUGUGGGAGCGUAACUCUCGGUUCUAUAUUCCCAGUGUCCACGGUUCUUGGGAGGACUUCAGACAGAUGGCUCGUGUUCAGUCUGAGAUGGGAACAGAUGGCGCUGAUAACGUUUGGAAGAACAUUCCUGGCGCGAAGCCUAAGGAGAACCAAGAUCCCACCAAGAUUACACGAGGCGAGAAGACCAUCUGGGGACCUGAGCGCCCUACCAAUGAGGAUGACUGGUUCGAGAUCGAGAACGACCCUAAGCCGCCCACCACGUACGAGAAGGACAAGUACACUUGGGGUGUUGGCGAAGAAGCCGACUACAUUGCCUUUAACCCCAUCUUCGACCCUGAGGGAACCACUUGGUUGCUGUCAGAGGACAUUACCGGAUACAACAAGAACAACCGGGACGAGCCUAUGCCGCCCAGAAGAGCCCACAUCAUCACGGCUUCGCGCAUGUCCCGCCGCUUGCUCAUGACGAUGCACCGCGAGACUGCUUUCAAGAAGCACUUUGCCUUCCCAGAAAUGUGGCCUGUUACCGUCGCUUUCCAGCACGGCUACAAGGCAGUAUUUGCGCCUCAUCCCAUGUAUGUCGACAGAGAAUGGCCCACGGAGUAUCUGGCCCAGGUCCUCAACGGCGGCAAGAACGGAGCUAGCGGUGGUGCUCGUACCGCAGUGUUUGGUCAGCGUGAGCACAAUCUCCGUGGUCUCAGCUGGUUCUACAACUCGGGCUUUGCUCCCAAUCUGUACCGUCGCUGGCUCGGCCUCAAAGUCAACAAUGAUGGUGGCGAGGAGUUCGAGAAGACGGAAGAUCUGAGCAAGGAUGGGUCCAGUGUUGGCCAGAUGCGUGGUGGUGAGGGCCGUAUGUGUCUGCCUCCAAUGCUCAUUCAUCCUGUCAAGGGAGUUGAUAUUCCCGUGGAGAAGAUACCCGAAGAGACAAAGGAGAGCGUUCCUGAGUCUGAUCCGAACGCAUGAACAUGAGGAGGCGGCCUUGGAGGUGUAUGAAGCAUGACCUGUUUGCGUUGCACUUGGUGCUGUUUUACUCUUAUUUCAAGGGCUACAUUUGGGACAUACAGAUGGUACGG
This is a messenger RNA of Colletotrichum acutatum, 2899 nucleotides long. RefSeq lists its product as uncharacterized. NCBI's taxonomy places the organism in Eukaryota, Fungi, Ascomycota, Sordariomycetes, Glomerellales, Glomerellaceae. The coding region runs from base 192 to 2789 and encodes 865 amino acids. The record is from RefSeq and is a predicted model, not a curated record. The transcript is spliced from 2 exons.